Aspergillus aculeatinus CBS 121060 is the source of this 894-nucleotide messenger RNA. RefSeq names its product phytanoyl-CoA dioxygenase family protein. The record is from RefSeq and is a predicted model, not a curated record. The transcript has 4 exons. The coding region runs from base 1 to 894 and encodes 297 amino acids. NCBI's taxonomy places the organism in Eukaryota, Fungi, Ascomycota, Eurotiomycetes, Eurotiales, Aspergillaceae.
AUGCCCAACCCCCCUCACCAGGCUGGAAACCCCGAAGUGGUGGAGCUGGAUGCCACAGCCCCCAUUGAAGCCAUUGUCAACAUUAUCCGGCGAGACGGCGGCAUCAUCAUCAAGAACUUCCUGAGUCCGGAAACCAUCGACCAGAUCCAUGCCGAGGCGCAGCCCUACUGGUCGAAGCUUGGGACCUAUGUUGGGAAACUCUUCGAUGCCGCGGAUCCCCCCCUCAGCGGUUUUGCAGGGAAGUCCCCGACCUUUGCCCACCAAGCGAUCAACCACCCCACAUUCCGCGAGACUGCCAAAGCGCUACUGAAGGAAGAAUCAAAUGUGUAUCGCGAUGGGAAAAGGUACCACACGGUCUCCUACCCCGUCUUGGCCGUGUCGGAGGCCUUCAACCGCGGCUCUCCCUCAACCGCCCAGCAGCUCCAUCGGGACGACAUGGCCCAGCACUUCGAGCAUCUGGAAGGGAGCGGAGAGAGCUCCCUCCUCGGUCUGCUGGUUGCGGGGGUGGACACGAACUUCGAUAACGGCGCCACUCAGGUCAUUGUCGGCUCCCACAAGUGGCCCGAAGCAUCCAUCUGCGACGCGGUAUUCAUCAUCGGGAGCAUCUGGCACGGGGCGGGUGAGAACCGGACAAACCCGCCCGAGCGCCGCAUCAUCUACUCCUGCCAUAUGACCCGCGGCUCCCUGCGCGCAGAUGAAAAUCAAUACCUCGGGGUGGACUUGGAUGUGGUCAAGACCUACCAGCCGGAGGUCCAGGCCUUACUGGGAUACUCGGUUAGCCACCCCAGCUGUGGUCACGUCGGCAUGAAGGAUCCGAUCACGCUGUUGGGAAGCAGGGAAGAUCAGUUCGGCUAUGGUGACUUCCACGGCCAGGUGGCUGGUGCAGCCUCCUAA